UCUUGUCAUCGUCUCGUCUUAAUCAUGCACACACACAAAAAAAAAGUUGUUUGACGAACAUAUUUGUCUCGUCUCGUCUGACGAAAUUAACACUACGUCAUUGAAAGCUUUAUGAAGAAGGGAGAUUGGCAAACAGCCCGAGAAACAGAACUAGGAAACAGAAACUCAGUUAUGAACAUUAACCAGACGCUAACUUGGUCCCGCCUUCAGUCAGACGCAGGAUACGUUUCUGUUUCCUGAGAAGUAAACACUGUGAGGAAGCCAGAUCACAGAAACAUGUAAAAGUCUACGUGGUUUCAUGAAGAACAACUUCAGAAAUAACUGGAAUAACAUUUUGUUUUGGACUUCGAUAUCGUCAUAGACUUAAAUACGGCUUUCGCUCUCCUGUACUCUCAUUUCUCUCUCUGAGGAGACGACACACUGAGUUGCACUCAGGACAUCUGCCUAUUAAACUGUUACUGAUUAAAGGGAUCAUCUACAAUUCCAUAGAAAAUCCUAUCAGAAGAUCCUACUAUGAGUAAACCAAAGACAUUAAAUGAAUUGAGGCAUCUGGAGGAGUCUGGAUUUGGUCAGCGUUAUCCAAGACACGGCCUCAAGCUGCUUUACUGGUUUGCUAAUGAAUGUGUGUAUUUUGAUGUCUACAAUAACAUGCGCUGGCAGUACGACCCAGAGGAAGGAGAUUUCGGAUUUCACCUGUUUCAAAACAGGUCUGAUAUUUACGAUGAGAAACUCCUGCCUGAUGUGGACCUUGACUACUUCGAGGUAGGCAAUCUGAGCAGACCAGAAGCAGACGAUCUGCCAGAUUACGUUCUGGAAGAUUACAAUGAAGACCCUGAUGACUGUGAGAGCAACAUGGAGCGCAUCAUAUUCAGUGUUGAUGAUGAGUGUAUUGACAGAGUCUACGUGACUGAGCACAGUGAUCAGGCAGAUUUCAACAAGGAAGAGACCUUCGGCAUCAGCAGGGGUCUGAUUAUGAUUAUCAGGAAGCUGACUUUGGAGGACUUCCUUGAAAAAACUGGGUAUUCUCUGCAAGAAGACUCUGAUGAAAGUUCUACGGAUGAUGACGAUGAUGAUGACGAUGAUGAUGAUGAUGAUGAUGAUGACGACGACGACGACGACAACGAUGAUGACGACGAUGACUAUUGGUGAUGACUAUGUGUAACAACAAUGAUAAUGAUGAUGUCACGGAAUUUAUCGAUGAUAAAGAAGACAAUGUCCAUAAUGAUUGUUAUUAUUAUAUUUAAGUUAUGAUAAUUAGUUACGAUUUUGAGAGAAGUGAGUAAGACCAUGUUAAAAUAUAAUAACAGAUGAAUAUAUAACCUAAUAUACUGUAACAUAACCCAUGCUGCAUCAUGAGUGAUAUUUUGAGCAGUUUUAUUGUACUUUGCACAUUCAUUUAAUAAAGAGAAAAAUGUUUUUCUAA
This is a messenger RNA of Tachysurus fulvidraco (yellow catfish), 1423 nucleotides long. Its product is annotated as nucleolin-like. Lineage: Eukaryota; Metazoa; Chordata; Actinopteri; Siluriformes; Bagridae. The transcript has 2 exons. The record is from RefSeq and is a predicted model, not a curated record. The coding region runs from base 514 to 1149 and encodes 211 amino acids.